Macaca mulatta (Rhesus monkey) is the source of this 3336-nucleotide messenger RNA. RefSeq names its product SH3 domain containing GRB2 like 1, endophilin A2 (gene SH3GL1). Lineage: Eukaryota; Metazoa; Chordata; Mammalia; Primates; Cercopithecidae. Gene Ontology annotation, biological process: synaptic vesicle uncoating. The record is from RefSeq and is a predicted model, not a curated record. Gene Ontology annotation, molecular function: protein binding. Gene Ontology annotation, cellular component: glutamatergic synapse; cytoplasm; presynapse.
AGGGUACAGCCAAGCCUUCACUGCUGCCUUGGCCCUUUUCCGCCUCUGUGAUUGUCGCCAGUGUUUUGUAACUGAUCUGAUCUGGGGAAACGUCGUGUUGGAGUGUGCUGCCAACGUCCGCAGUAGGAUUUCGGAGGCAGCUGCAGGUUUCGCCGCUGCCAUGGGCAUAGCUUGAAGGAGGAGCUCAGAGUGGCCUCCAUGUUUCUCCUUUCCAAGCCCCUGAGGUCUCUAAGCUCCAGGAGGGUUGGAUGGGGAAGCAUUGCCCCGGGGCGGGGGUGGGGUGGGUGUCAGGAAGCUCAAGAGGCUCUGGAGGCAUCUCAGCUGGACUUGAGCUCUCCAACUCUAAUGGCUUUUUAAUGUGUGAGCUGAAGUGUCAGGGGCGGUCUCUUCUGGUUCUCUUUCAAAGCUGUCCCCGGAGAGCGGAGAGCGUAUGGAAGAAUGUGGUGGCCAGGGCUACAGCGGGUUUCUCUCUCUCCCUUCUCUCCUGUCCUCUUCUUCCUCUCUCUCUCUCUCUCCCCCCCUUCUUCCUCUCUCUCUCUGUUCUCACGCUUUCCUUGUCUUUCUCUCUGUCUCUCCCUUCUUUUGCCUUCUCACCCCUUCUUCCUCUCUCUCUCUCUCUUCUCCACGCCUUCUUCCUGUCUGUCUGCCUGCCUGUCUCUGUCUUUCUCUGUCUCUCGCCUUUUGCAGGGCUGGAUUUGGCAAGCACUUUUUCUGAGCGCUGCAGCUUGGUGCAUUUCUGCUCAUUUCCUGUUAAGCAGUACCCAGGGCUCCCUGAACUCAGGCUCUGGGAGGACGGCCCUGUCUUCCUUUUCCUCUGCACUCCUAGAAAAACCUGCUGACCAGGCCCUGAGAGCGGGGUCAUGGGGAGACUUCCUCACCACAGCAGGAAAAUAGACCGACCGUUUCCUCCAUUGGACCUGACUCAGCAGCGGCCCACUGACCGCCUGGGAGAGAGGGCUCCCGCCUGGCGGGCCGCAGUUCCACACGUGGCUGGUCAGUGAGAAGGUCGGAGGGGCCGAGGGGACCAAGCUGGACGAUGACUUCAAAGAGAUGGAGAAGAAGGUGGAUGUCACCAGCAAGGCGGUGACAGAAGUGCUGGCCAGGACCAUCGAGUACCUGCAGCCCAACCCAGCCUCGCGGGCUAAGCUGACCAUGCUCAACACGGUGUCCAAGAUCCGGGGCCAGGUGAAGAACCCCGGCUACCCACAGUCGGAGGGGCUCCUGGGCGAGUGCAUGAUCCGCCACGGGAAGGAGCUGGGCGGCGAGUCCAACUUUGGCGACGCAUUGCUGGAUGCCGGCGAAUCCAUGAAGCGCCUGGCAGAGGUGAAGGACUCCCUGGACAUAGAGGUCAAGCAGAACUUCAUUGACCCCCUCCAGAACCUGUGUGAGAAAGACCUGAAGGAGAUCCAGCACCACCUGAAGAAGCUGGAGGGCCGCCGCCUGGACUUUGACUACAAGAAGAAGCGGCAGGGCAAGAUCCCUGAUGAGGAGCUACGCCAGGCACUGGAGAAGUUCGAGGAGUCCAAGGAGGUGGCAGAAACCAGCAUGCACAACCUCCUGGAGACCGACAUCGAGCAGGUGAGUCAGCUCUCGGCCCUGGUGGACGCACAGCUGGACUACCACCGGCAGGCCGUGCAGAUCCUGGAUGAGCUGGCCGAGAAGCUCAAGCGCAGGAUGCGGGAAGCUUCGUCACGCCCCAGGCGGGAGUAUAAGCCCAAGCCCCGGGAGCCCUUUGACCUCGGAGAGCCUGAGCAGUCCAAUGGGGGCUUCCCCUGCACCACAGCCCCCAAGAUCGCAGCUUCGUCGUCUUUCCGAUCUUCCGACAAGCCCAUCCGAACCCCUAGCCGGAGCAUGUUGCCCCUGGACCAGCCAAGCUGCAAGGCGCUGUACGACUUCGAGCCGGAGAAUGACGGGGAGCUGGGCUUCCGUGAGGGCGACGUCAUCACACUGACCAACCAGAUUGACGAGAACUGGUACGAGGGCAUGCUGGACGGCCAGUCGGGCUUCUUUCCGCUCAGCUAUGUGGAGGUGCUUGUGCCCCUGCCGCAGUGACUCGCCGGCGCCCCCGCCCCACCCCUCCGUCCACACUGGCUGGCACCCUUUGCUGGGUCUCCUGCAUUCCACGGAGCCCCUGCUGCCAGGGCAGUGUCUGAGCCUGCUGGCGCCACUUGGGCCCCGGCCCUCGAGGUACUCCCUUGGCAGGGCCCCACACUUGGGUGAGGGGGUUUAUCUGGGUGGGUGGGGAUGCCUGUUUACACUAGCGCUGACCCCCAACCGUGACGGCUCCCUUCCCCACUCCAUGGCGCCGGCCUCCUCCCCGCUCCCCAACUCCUCGCCCAGCUGGCCCAGGCGGGGCAACACUAAGGUGCUCUCAGAAACACUAAUGUUCCUCCAGGGCAGCCCCCACCUCCAUCCUGACCCCACAGGGGCCCGGCCCACUGCCUACCCUCGAGUCCCACAGCCUUAAUGGGAUGGGAUCGAGCAUCCCUGUGGGGUGGCUCAGAGACAGGACCCUGGUUUUAAAUCCCCUCCCAGCCUGGUGCUGGCGAUGGGCCCUGGCCCUUCUCCAGGGCCACUGCACUUCCGCCUCACACAUGCACUCCUUCUCCCCAAGGCCAGGGCAGAGGGCCUCACCGCCUCCCCGGCCUGCUGUCAGCUUACAGCCUGGGGACAGAGGCCAGCUGGGAUCUGCCAGAGGACAGAGAACAUGGUCUCCUGCAGGGCCCUGCCUCCCAAGCCCCACCCUUACAAAGCCAAGUACCUUUUCAGCUUUUUAACUGCCCCCAGCCAGGCCCAUGGAGGCCUGUGUCACUCUGGCACGAGCUGCCAUCACCAGCCACCCACACACCCCCCCAGCACACCUCGCAUGGGACCACAGCCCCAGCCGCAGCUGCGCUACCAAGGGCCAAGCACAAAGGCUCCAGUGAGCGAGUUCCAGUCCCUGGUGGCCAGGCCUCCCCUUGCCAAGCCACUGCCACCCCAUCCUGUGGGAAGUGGCCCCGGCCAUCUCCUCUAGACCAACACAGGCAGCCCCAGGGUCCCCAGACCCCUGCCCAGAUCAGCAGGUCUGUAGCCCCAACAUCUGCUUCCUGUUGCCCAAUCCAAAAUCGAUGAAAUGGGGGCUCCUCUGGGCUGGGCCACAUUCACAUUCCCCUCCCCCUGUGGCCCAGUGAAGCCUCUGGACCCCAGGCUCUGCCCUGCACCUCCCUCGUCAGAAGUACAUGAGGGGCACAGAUACCCGGCAGAGGUGAGCACACAGCCUUGGGCAUGGUCCAGGGCAAACUGAAAUGUACACCUGAAUUUUGUAAACAGAAGUAUUAAAUGUCUCUUUCUACA